Petromyzon marinus (sea lamprey) is the source of this 3338-nucleotide messenger RNA. It is a transcript of the gene C1QTNF4, whose product is annotated as C1q and TNF related 4. The record is from RefSeq and is a predicted model, not a curated record. Lineage: Eukaryota; Metazoa; Chordata; Hyperoartia; Petromyzontiformes; Petromyzontidae. Gene Ontology annotation, molecular function: protein binding.
UGUGUGAGAGCGUGUGUCAAUGUAUAAGCGAGUGUGAGAGUGUGUGUCAAUGUAUAAGCGUGUGUGAGAGCGUGUCAAUGUAUAAGCGAGUGUGAGAGCGUGUGUCAAUGUAUAAGCGAGUGUGAGAACGUGUGUCAAUGUAUAAGCGAGUGUGAGAGCGUGUGUCAAUGUAUAAGCAUGUGUGAGAGUGUGUGUCAAUGUAUAAGCGAGUGUGAGAGCGUGUGUCAAUGUAUAAGCGAGUGUGAGAGCGUGUGUCAAUGUAUAAGCGAGUGUGAGAGCGGGUCAACGCACUGCGCUUGGAAGCCAGGAAUCUGAUUCUAAAACCUCAGCGCUGGGGAUACAAUACAGGCGGGCGCUUUGCCGGUCUUAAUCGGUGUUUGCUAACAGUUCUUGCCUCAACAACCUGUUAAAGGCUGCACGGGAAAUCUGAGUUUUGUUUGUAAGGAAGCGUGAGUGUGGGUGUGUGUCUCCCCAUCAGGAGUGGUUUCCUGUCCUCGUCGAUAGCCGCCACAGUUCGCGCCCUGUACGUGGUCGCGGCAGUCCACGCCGCGAUCCGCGCGCUCCGCCAAAUGGAGCCCUAAUUAUCGCGACCACGUGAGCAUGGACGAUUAAGGAGACACGGGGGAGUGGGGAAGCUAGGGGUAGGUGGAACGCGGUCCGGGAGGUGCGGGUGUUGUGGAUGGGGCCGGGCAGCGCGCACGGGGCGCGAACUCGCUCGAGUCCGCAACUCGGAGUGGCCGUGCGGCGCGUUCACUGCGCUGCGGGGCGGGAACAGCUGCAGGUGCAGGGCUCCAGGUAGGGUGGAGCGACGCCGCACGGAGCCUCACGGAGCCUCGCGGAGUCCGACUCGGAACAGCCUCGCGUCACGCAGAUGGGACCCGGACUCCUCCACGCGUGCGUCUCCGCGCUGCUUGCGUGCGCAGCGCUGCUGGGCGCACACACGGCCGCUUCCACCACCACCACCAAGGCAGGGAUCCUCAACCCCGGGCUCCCCUUUCCAGGGACAUCAUACCCCGGGGAGGUGUCGGCCUUCUCCGCCGCGCGCACUCGCAGCCAGAUCGGUGGCCCGCGCCUCGCGGUGACCUUCGACCGCGUGUUCGUGAACCUGGGCCAGGACUUCAGCGCCGAGUCCGGCGCGUUCACGUGCCGCGUGCCGGGCGCCUACUACUUCGCCUUCACCGUGGGCAAGUACCCGCGGAAGCUGCUCUCCGUGAUGCUCGUAAAGAACCGCAACGAGGUGCAGGUCAUGGUGUACGACGAUCACCGGCGCGGCGAGCGCAAGACGCAGAGCCAGAGCGUGAUGCUGCUGCUGCGGCGCGGCGAGCGCGUGUGGCUCCGCCUGCACGGGGAGCCGAGGUACGCGCUCUACAGCAGCGCGGGGGCCUACACCACCUUCACCGGCUACUUGGUCUACGCAGUUCCGUCGGGCGACUCGGGGCCCGUGGCCGGCACCGCUCUCCCUGCUCCCGCCGCCCCUCGCGCGCCUCGCGCCGCUUCGCUCGUGGUUCCCUCUUCUCCCGCGCCGUCUCCUCCUGUUCCCCCUGCUCCUCCCGCCACCUCCCCCGCUCCCCCUGCCCCCCCUCUUCCCCAGGAGCCGCGCUCCCCCGCGACCAGGUCGGCCUUCUCCGCGGCUCGCACCUCGAGUCUCGCGGCAGCGACGAGACCGAGCGCGGCGGCCCGCGCCCUGAGCUUCGACGCGCAACUCGUGGACAUUGGCGGCGACUUCGACGCGGGGUCGGGCGUGUUCACGUGCCGCGUGCCGGGCCUCUACUUCUUCGCCUUCACCGUGGCCAAGGCGCCGGGGCUGGGCGUCUCCGUGGCGCUCAUGCGCAACCGAGACGCCAUGGAGGCGGUAAUCGGAGACAGCAGCCGCUCGGCUCGCCGCGAGAUGCAGAGUCAAAGCGCGCUGCUGCGGCUGGACGCGCGCGACCGCGUGUGGCUCCACGCGCCCGCGCACCCGCGCCUCGGCCUCUACAGCAACGCGGGCCGCUGCGUCACCUUCUCCGGGAUGCUGCUGCUGCCGCUCGCCGGCCACUGACCCCCCCACCGUCGACCCAUCAGCACCUCGCCUCGAGCUGCCGGGAAAACUGGGACGGAGGCAGGGGGGGGGGGGGAACGUCGGCGGGGGGAGGGGGCGAUGUGAUACUCCGGUCUGAGAGAUCGGGGUGAAGUGAGCAGAGCCCCCAUACCCACGUGGAGCUGCUCGCCCGGCGGUCUUUAUCAGCAGCAGCAGCAGCACGGAGAGGACAGACAGUGGGAACUGUGAGCACAGCACAGUGGAGCUGGCACCGUCACUGGACACGCACGGGCCCACGUGGCCGCGCGUCCCUGCUCACGUGGGCCCGGCACCUCGCUGCAGACGCCGCGGCCUCCUCCUGCUCGUGCCCGAUCCCCUGCGCUAUCGGGCUGAGACACGCGUUCGUUUGUACAGUGCAUCAUGCACUAGAACUAUCCAGGCACAACCCUGCUUUUUGAUGUCUUAAAGAGUAGUACAGUAGUUUUAAAACAAAUGUUAUUUUAAAAUGUCUUCAUUGUAUAUAUGUUAUUUAUUUUUCUUACAUUGUGCGUUAUUAAAUACUGUAUACGUGUAAUGGAUUGGUGUUAGAGCGUUAAGUCGAGCAAUAUAUAUGUCUGUGUGACAAGUGGUGGGGCGAUGGCCUUGUCUAAUCCUGCCGUAGCCUGAGUCACCAGCUCGGUACACACGAAGAUCUGACGAGCCCAGGCGCAUUGCUGGUGAUUUUGUCGUAAGCAACAAUGAUACAACAAAUAAAUACACGGAAUCGACACAAUGUGCAGUUUACUUUUCCACAAAGAGAAAAAAAGUGCAAAUUCAGCAUCCUUGCGUGGUCAUUCCGGAUUAAUGAUAUCCAACAACAUUUAUUGAAGCAGAAUAUAAAAUGAACUACUGUCGACCUUCUGCAUCUUAUCAGCAGGGUCAGGCUUGUGAAACAAAUGCUGCUCUUUCCAGAUGUUGUAGGCACGAGCAGCACUCCACGUGCAUGAUGGGGCCCUGUUCGGCACACAUUGAUUCACUGGUUCAUGAUUUCCAAUCCGCCUGUAACUUGAACAUCAAACAGAGCGCAUGGUUGAGCAAUUAUUUACAGCACAUCAAAACAAGCGAGUUCCUUUUUCCAAAUUAAACGUUGCCUUUAGAGGGCGCGACCUCACCCGGAGAGUCGACAAACAUUAUUUAUUUUUAAGAGAAUUAAACAGCUCUGCGACCACCGCCUCGCUGCCAUCUACGAGUUUUAGAGAAACAGCCACUGAGCGAAUGCCUAAUUGUAUUCUUGGUUCUUUCGGUAAAGUGACGUAGAUAGAAAAUUAAAAAGCCGAAAAAA